UUUCACUUAAAUUGCAAUGUCGUCACCUACGUCAACAUUUGACUGCCCGUCACGACGUGGGUUGUACCUACGCCGUUGUAAGGACCAGUCGGUCUCAACUGUACAGCCAGCAACAUGGCUCGUCUCCUGCUCCUCGCCAUCUUAACAGUUCUUUCAACACUGGCAGCAUGCAAUACUGACUGUUACACCAAGCAAGGGGGAACAGCAGUCUACAGUGGUACAACAUCUGUAACCGGUAGCGGAAAAACAUGUCAGUCCUGGUCCGUCAUGACCCCGAACAAUCACGCCUUCUUCCGCGACUACUUCGACAUCACCAACGGUGCACCAAACCUCGGCUACGCUGGCGCCGCUAACUACUGCCGUGACCCUUCUGGAGGCAGCAUUCUGCCAUCCGGUUAUCUGUGGUGCUACCUAGCCUAUGAGCAGGGAUGGGAACAAUGCGCGAUUCAUAAGUGUACAUAAGUAUCCAUAAGUGAAUAUUGUUUGAUUAUAAAUCUAAAUUGACAAAA
Messenger RNA from Haliotis rufescens (red abalone), 509 nucleotides. RefSeq names its product plasminogen-like. The transcript is spliced from 2 exons. Gene Ontology annotation, molecular function: signaling receptor binding; endopeptidase activity. Lineage: Eukaryota; Metazoa; Mollusca; Gastropoda; Lepetellida; Haliotidae. The coding region runs from base 115 to 462 and encodes 115 amino acids. The record is from RefSeq and is a predicted model, not a curated record.